AUGGCUGCUGGAGGAUUUGAUGCUCGGUUUGUAGAUCGAUUAUCGGACAGACACACAUGCACGAUAUGUCUUUUGGCAUUGAGAGAGCCAACAGUCACCAAAUGUGGCCAUUUGUUUUGUAACAACUGUGUGAGGCUCUUGGCAAGGUGUGGCCGCAUUGUGUGUCCUGUGUGUAGAGAGGAACAGAAUGAAUCAGAAAUCUAUCCAAACAACUAUGAUAAAAGAGAAAUAAUGAGUCUGAAGAUCUACUGUGAUCAACAAGAGAAGGGAUGUGGAUGGAAAGGAGAACUAAGGGAGAGAGAAACACACAACGAGACUUGUGGGUAUGUUGACGUUCUGUGCUAUGACUGUGAAGAAAUGGUCAUGAAGAAAGACAUAGAAAAUCGUACAAAGAAAACGUGCAAGAACAGGAAAGUUGAAUGUGUCUACUGUAAGACCACUGUGACGUUCACGUUUCUGAAUGAUCACCAUGGAAAAUGUGAGAUGUAUCAGGUCCCAUGUGAAUAUUGUAAACAACGAGUGGCUAGAAGAGAGAUGAAUAAACAUGUCAGUAAAGAUGGGACAUGCUCUUACAGUUCAUUAGCAUGUGAAUUCAGGGAAGCAGGUUGUCAGUUUAUCGGCAAUAGGAAAGCAUUAAAAAAUCAUUUACAUUAUGAGCUUGCAUCUCAUGUUAGUCUUUUGAUGAAACAACAGUCCAAGACCAAGUCAUUACUUUCAUCCACAAGAGCUUGUCUUGCAAAAAGAGAAUGUGAACUUGAGAAUUUAAAAUUAUUUCUUACCAAGAACAUUACAAUGCCUGUUUCUCAACCUGACAUUUUUGUGUAUGAGUGGAAUAUAACCAAUUGGUCAUUCUGGUGCACAUCAGACUUAGACAACCGGAUACUUUCCAAGCCAUUUUACACGGGACCACAAGGAUAUUGUUUGUGUCUUAGGCUUUUUCCAGCUGGAUUCGGUGACUUUACAGGAUCUCAUGUCUCUGUGGAUGUAUUUGUACAUAAAGGAGAUUAUGAUGAUCAACUUCCUAAGAAACAGCACUGCAAGUUUUCAUUCACAUUAAUAGACCAACAACCUGAUGCAAUAAAUGUGGUUGUAAGACGAGAGAAAACGGUUGAACUUAUCCCUGGCAAAUAUUUUGAUGCAACCAAUGACUUUAACUCACGAAACAUUGAAUUCACGAUCCUACGUUCAUAA
Corticium candelabrum is the source of this 1191-nucleotide messenger RNA. Its product is annotated as TNF receptor-associated factor 3-like. Lineage: Eukaryota; Metazoa; Porifera; Homoscleromorpha; Homosclerophorida; Plakinidae. Gene Ontology annotation, molecular function: tumor necrosis factor receptor superfamily binding; zinc ion binding; ubiquitin protein ligase activity. Gene Ontology annotation, biological process: protein K63-linked ubiquitination; innate immune response; lipopolysaccharide-mediated signaling pathway. The record is from RefSeq and is a predicted model, not a curated record. The transcript has a single exon. The coding region runs from base 1 to 1191 and encodes 396 amino acids.